Messenger RNA from Colius striatus (speckled mousebird), 2814 nucleotides. It is a transcript of the gene MIDN, whose product is annotated as midnolin. Gene Ontology annotation, molecular function: protein binding. Gene Ontology annotation, cellular component: nucleus. Lineage: Eukaryota; Metazoa; Chordata; Aves; Coliiformes; Coliidae. The record is from RefSeq and is a predicted model, not a curated record.
CCCCGUGUGCAGCGCCGGGCACCUGCGAGCAGCGGGGGCAGAGCUGGGACCGGGACCCUGAGAGAGACCAAAAGCUCCCCGGAGGGGAGAGACGGGGAGCAAGGGGACGCUGAGCCGGGAUCCUGGGAGUAGGAGACCUGGGACAGGGGGCAAGGUUCGGGACCCCCAGGAUCGGAACCAGGGAAGAGGGGUCGGGCUUCCCCCCCAGGGAGCAGGUGCGGCCGCGUCACCUGCGGGUCUCGCUGAGGCCGGUGCUGAGGCCGGUGCCGGGGCCAGGCCGGUCCCUGCCCCCGCCAGGCUCCACCCCGGGCGGUGCGGGAUAAAACUUGGGGCACCUCCCCAGCAGCUUCGCGUCAGGGCUGCGCUCGGACCGGCUUCAGUGCUCGGGCGGGGGCACCGCGCAACACCACGACCCCCCAACGCUCCCCCCCCUGCCUGGAAGAUCCUGGGGGUCUCUCUUAUUCUUUCUUACCGCCGGACGUAACUGAGCUCCUGCCGCGCCGGGGAACCGCGAGGCCGCGCUCCGGGCUCGGUCGGCGGAUGGACCCGCAGCCCGGUGCCAGGAGCUGCAGCCGCGGGGCUCCCGCCUGCGAGGUGGUCCCGAACGAGCCCCCCAUGAACCUCUACAUCAACACCACCACCGGGACCCGCUAUGAGCUCUCCGUGCCCGCCGAGGAGACGGUGGAGGGGCUGAAGAGACGGUUGUCCCAGCGGCUCAAGGUGCCCAAGGAGCGGCUGGCGCUGCUGCACAAAGAGAGUCGACUCAGUUCUGGGAAACUGCAGGACCUGGGGGUCAUGGAAGGAAGCAAGCUGACACUGGUGCCCACCGUGGAGGCUGGCUUGAUGUCCCAGGCAUCCAGGCCAGAACAGUCGGUGAUGCAAGCUCUGGAAAGCUUAACUGAAACUCAGGUCAACGACUUCUUGUCGGGCCGGUCCCCGCUGACCCUGGCGCUGCGUGUGGGUGACCACAUGAUGUUCGUGCAGCUGCAGCUGGCGGCUCAGCAGAGCAGUGGGCAGCUGCAGCACCGGCACGUCAUCGCCAGCCGUGGAGAGCCGGGAGCCGCCGCCCCACCCCCGCACUGCCGGACGCUGCACGGCGGCACCGGCACCGGCUUCACCCGCAUCCCCGUGGUGCCCACGUGCCAGCAGAGCCCAGCUCCCAGCCCUGCGCCCGCCACGCCGGCACCCCCCGUGUACUGUAACGCCCCCCACCCCGCUCCCGUCACCAUGUUCCGCUCGCACGGGGCCAGCGCCCAGACGGUGAACAGCAGCGUGGUCUCCUCCUGCUCAGAGGUGGACUGUGGCCCCCGCAGCAGCGGCUCCCCGGGCGGCAGCCCCACUCCCACGGCCCGAUCCCGCAAACCGGGGGCGGUCAUCGAGAGCUUCGUCAACCACGCGCCUGGGGUCUUCUCAGGGACUUUCUCCGGCACUUUGCACCCCAACUGCCAGGACAGCAGCGGGCGGCCGCGGCGGGACAUCGGCACCAUCCUGCAGAUCCUGAACGACCUCCUCAGCGCCACGCGACACUACCAGGGCAUGCAGUCCCUGACGCAGCUCCGCUGCCAGACGCAGUUCUCCUCCUCUUCCUCCUCCUCCUCCUCUUCCUCCUCACCACCCGCCUCCCCGGACCUCACCACCAAAACUACCUCAGAGCCGCUGGCAGCGGCCGCAGCCUCCGCGCCCCUGCACCCCGUCGUCCAGUGCCAAAGCCAGAUCCGGAUGUGCAAGCCCAGUGGGGAUCGCUUGCGGCAGACGGAGAACCGGGCGACGCGCUGCAAGGUCGAACGGCUGCAGCUGCUGAUGCAGCAGAAGCGGCUGCGCAGGAAGGCUCGCCGGGACGCCCGAGCCCCCUACCACUGGCUCCCCAACCGCAAGUCCAGCCGCACCAACAGCAACAGCAGCGUCUCCAGCGAGGGCAGCCUGGACCUGGACUUCGAGGACUCGGUGUGGAAACCCGAAGUCAAGGCGGACAUGAAAUCCGAGUUUGUUGUAGCAUAAAACGAAAGAGCUGUGCCCCGAGGGGCUGAGGGAGGAGGGGAGGAGGGGGUUGUGUGUGGACUCUGCCCAGGGGGUUGGGAAGGGGGAUUAGGGGGGAGGGGAAGGGACCACCCCCUGCUCCCACCUCCCCCCCAGGAUGGCUGGUGGUGUCAUUUCUGUUGUCAUGGGCCAGAUCUCCUCUAGAUUUGCCAUCUCCUGCGACCGGAUGCCUCGGGACUUGACCCUGCCUGUGCCAGGACUUGACCCUGCCUCUGCCAGGACUUGACCCUGCCUGUGCCAGGACUUGACCCUGCCUGUGCCAGGGGAAGCGUUUCACAGGGAGGGGAUUGGGGGCAACCAGGCAGCCUUCACCCCCUACCCCUCACCCCCCCCAUCCACAGCCCAGCUCGGUUAGCUAUGAGAAGGGGGGAGCAGGCAGGAGCCACCAGCCCCCCUCCUGCAUCCUCCCCAGCUGGCAGUGGAAGGGGGAAAGGGUCCUGGCACUCGGGGGAGGCUCCCUGGGGGAUAUCAAAGCUGCUGCUUUGCUGUGAAGAGAGGGGCUCAGCAGGGUGGGCUUUAGCCCCUCCCCAGCAUCAUCUUCCCCUCCCCCUCCCACCCCUGGUGCAGGCAGGAGGAGAUGAAAAGUCUCUUUUGGAGGUGCUGGGGCCCCCCUGGCUUUGGGGGCCGUUUGUUUUCCUUCCCUUCUAUAUGUAGCAUUGCUCGGCUGCGGGGCUGGGACCCCCCCUCCAGCUUGUGGUGUGUGGUGGGGGACACACACACACACCCACCCGUGUGCCUGGGCACCACCAGCCCUGCUGCCGCAGCUGGGGUAGGGGA